Messenger RNA from Parathielavia appendiculata, 1289 nucleotides. Its product is annotated as Cloroperoxidase. Bases 217 to 1050 code for a protein of 277 amino acids. The transcript is spliced from 5 exons. The record is from RefSeq and is a predicted model, not a curated record. Gene Ontology annotation, molecular function: peroxidase activity. NCBI's taxonomy places the organism in Eukaryota, Fungi, Ascomycota, Sordariomycetes, Sordariales, Chaetomiaceae.
CAAGCCGAGUGGCCGUUUACCCCUGAAAUGCUUGCUUUGCCACUCUGCUCUGCCGGCACUGAGGGGCGUGUGGGGUUACGCUGAUCGAGGAAGCAGACGCGAGAGACACGAGGAACACGAGAAACACGAGCUCAAGUCUUCUAGCCUUAACCCAGGGAUAUAACACGAGUGUGAAUCUGAAAUCCUUAACUUACUGAGUUUCGUGGUGUUUCGAAGAUGAAGUCCUUCAUCUUUUUGCUCGGCUACCUUGCCUGCUUUGCCCGCUGCGUCCCAACCCACGACCCGGGAGCACGCGACUACGAAGGGACUGAAAUUCCCAACUGGCAUCCUCCUCGCCCAAACGACUUCCGCGGCCCCUGCCCUAUGAUGAAUACCCUCGCCAACCACGGUAUCCUGCCACGCGACGGUAGGAACAUCACCAGAGAGGUUAUCGUCAAGGGGAUGAAGCAAGCCCUCAACUUCGACUCUGCCCUCGCAACCAUCAUGUUCGAUCAGGCCGUCAUCGCCAACCCCGAGCCUAACGCCACCUACUUCACGCUCGAUCACCUGAACCGGCACAACGUGCUCGAGCACGACGCCAGCCUGAGCCGUACCGACGCCUUCUUCGGCAGCAACCGCGUCUUCAAUCAGACCAUCUUCGACCAGACGCGGCGCUACUGGCCCGAGCCCGUCAUCACGGCAGCGCACAUGGCCAACGCCAAAGUGGCGCGCCAGAUCGACUCCAAGGCGUUCAACCCGACCUACCGGUUCACAGACGCUGUCGAGCGCUUUAGCCUGGGCGAGAUGGCGGCGCCGUUUGUCGCGUUUGGAGAUCUGGAGAAGGCUACGGUGAAUCGGACGUUGGUUGAGUACUUUUUUCAGAACGAACGGCUGCCGACGGAGCUAGGGUGGCGUGUCAGGGACGAGGUCGUCCAGGUUGAAGCCAUUUUGAGAAUCUCGGACUUGAUUGGCAAGGCCACCGGCUUGUUGACAGUGGAUGAGUCUGCCGGUAACGGCACGACAAAGAAGCUGCCGAGGGGAUUCCACGCCGGUGUGCGAAGCGAGUUGUGACGCCUCAAGCCAGGCAAGGUAAUGGAGAGAUGAUGUUGAGAUGCUGAGUCUGGUGGAACCACGAUCAUAAUUAGGUUCUUCAAGUUUUGCAGCAGGUAUUGCCGGGGUGGGAGGCUGUAGUGUUAUGGGGGUUGGCUAUGCAAUCCUGAAAAUGAGAGAUGCCCGAUUGCUUUGAGCUACACGUAACUAACCCCGUCGGCUCCGAUGGAGGUUGUCGGACAUCAUUACACUCAACUGAG